AUUCUGCGGAUGGUAUUCCUGGACACAGCGGUCACAGCGGUUGUUCUGGGUCUUGUCGUGGGCUUGAUUAUAAAGUUCACCGCCACGCUGUCCAAACUGGACAAAUUCCUCAUUAGAUUUCCCGGAGAGCUUGUCUUCCGUCUGCUGCAUGUGGUGACCACUCCUCUCCUCAUCACAGGUGUGAUGACAGGUGUUGCUCGUCUCAAGGCUGGAUCUUCAGGAAGGAUGGCUUUUCGUGCGUCAGCCAUAACGACUUUGCUGUCUGUGACUUUGGGUAAGAGCUAUGUCGUACGAUGAUUUUAUUCAGAAAUAUAUUGUUUUAUUGAUAAACACACAAUGCAUAUGGCAUUUGAACAUUUCCGUUUUUUAUUUUACUUGAGCUUCUAAAUGUGCUAUUUAAAACUCAUUCACAAGCCUCUGUCAACAUGGGAAUGCAGCUAUUUCAACCAGGUGACACAUAUACUAGU
Pseudoliparis swirei is the source of this 467-nucleotide messenger RNA. RefSeq names its product excitatory amino acid transporter 3-like. Gene Ontology annotation, cellular component: plasma membrane. The record is from RefSeq and is a predicted model, not a curated record. Gene Ontology annotation, molecular function: L-cysteine transmembrane transporter activity; glutamate:sodium symporter activity; L-glutamate transmembrane transporter activity. The coding region runs from base 10 to 297 and encodes 95 amino acids. Gene Ontology annotation, biological process: L-glutamate transmembrane transport. The transcript is spliced from 3 exons. Lineage: Eukaryota; Metazoa; Chordata; Actinopteri; Perciformes; Liparidae.